Molecule: messenger RNA, 1668 nt
Organism: Acanthopagrus latus (yellowfin seabream)
Lineage: Eukaryota; Metazoa; Chordata; Actinopteri; Spariformes; Sparidae
Product: dickkopf-related protein 2-like
Exons: 5
Coding region: 134-1000 (288 amino acids)
Biological process (GO): negative regulation of canonical Wnt signaling pathway; multicellular organism development
Cellular component (GO): extracellular region
Molecular function (GO): receptor antagonist activity; co-receptor binding
Source: RefSeq, a predicted model, not a curated record
GUGAAGCAUCAGCUCACCUGAGACCAGGACCAGGACCCAACACAACGAACCGGAUUAAUCUGAGACCGGCAGGAAUAUUUCAACUGUGACACAGAACAGAACUUCAGUCAGACGGGAAGCAGGUUUUGUCGUCAUGACGCGUCAGUUGGUGCUGAUGGUGAGUCUCGCGCUCGUGCUGCUGCUGGCGCGCUCCCGCGGCGGGGAGGCGCGCGUCCGUCUGAACUCCAUCAGGACGGUGAUCCUGAGGGAGGGGCACGCGCUGCCGCUGAACAGGAGCACGUGGGAGCCGAGCCUGGACCUGACGCUGUAUCAGUGCAUGAGCGACCUGGAGUGCAGCGAGGGCAGCUACUGCCACGCCCCCACCAAAGGCCCCGCCCACUCGCGCUGCCAGACCUGCCGCAGGAGGAAGAGGCGUUGCCAUAGGGACGGCAUGUGUUGCCCUGGCAACCGCUGCAGCCACAACGUCUGUGUUCCAGACCAGGACAGCUUCUUGUCUCAGAGGAUCCCAGACUCAGACGGAGACAUGAGUCUUCUGUCCAAGAAGAAAGGCUGGAGGAAGAGAGGGAGGAUGGAGGUGAAGGUGGCCUCAGGUCAGGUCGGAGAUCCCUGCCUUCGCUCCUCAGACUGCUCCGACAGUUUGUGCUGUGCCCGUCACUUCUGGACUCGCAUCUGCAAGCCGGUGCUGAGGGAGGGACAGGUUUGCACGCGACACCGCCGGAAGGGGAACCACGGCCUGGAGCUGUUCCAGCGCUGCCCCUGCGGAGACGGACUCAGCUGCCGGACGCUGCGAGAGCCCAGCGCCCAUCAGCCUCCAUCGACGGCAGCAUCUUCGUCAUCACUGCUGGCGGCGGUGGCAAAGUCCAAGUUUGCGACGUCCUCUUCCUCGUCCCGUCACUCCUCCCCUCACACUUCACUGCUGUCCUCAUCCUCGAAGCAGUCGCCACCGUCGAUGUCGUCUGUGGCGGCAAAGACGAGACUACAUGUGUGCCAGAAAAACUAAAAACGGACGGACGGACUGAGGGGAAGGACAGAACUUCCUGUCUGCCAAUGAUCGCCCUCAGAGGGAGCGAGAGGCAGAGGAGGACAAGGGCGAGAUAAAUGGAGGGAGCGGCGAAUAACCAACCUGUUCACACCACCAACCGUCCCAGUGUCUCGAUGCUAAUCAGCUUCCUGUCAGGCUGCAUUCACACACACUGGAUGUGAAACUCUUUGUGCCUCAGAUCCGGUUUCCUCUCGGCCGUCUAGACGAGCAGAAACCACUUUGAAAUCCGGUUUGACCCCCAAUUUACACAUCCAGUCAUGGGCUUUUAUUUUGAAAACCAAACAAAAGGAAAGGACUUUGUAGAAGUUCUGCAGAAACUCCCAGAACUGAGAACCUGACACACAUCUGUGAACUCGUUCCCUGAACGUUUGCCCGUCUCAUCAGAACCGUCCCAGAACUCUGAGGUUCGUCCAGACGUCCUGUUCCAUUGCACUGUCGUUAUUGUGAUAGAGUUAUUUUUCUAUAAGUUGUUUCCUGUAUAUUUCGGACGAGUGUCGGUAUAAUUAUUUGACUGUUUGUCGUGUUUAUUUUGGAGGGUUUUAUUUCCAGAACUUCUGUGCUGACCCACACGCUGUUAAUGGAUCGCUGAUGUGUGUUUUAAUGAUUAAAAGCUGGUUUCAAACGUG